AUGGGACACUACGUUACUCUUGCCACUUGUAACCUUAACCAAUGGGCUCUCGAUUUCGAGGGAAAUCGAGACAGAAUUUUAGAGUCGAUUAGACAAGCGAAGGCCAAAGGAGCCAGAUUGAGAGUUGGACCUGAAUUGGAAAUCUGUGGGUACGGAUGCUUGGACCAUUUUGGGGAAAAUGACCUUUAUGACCAUUCCUGGGAUAUGUACGAGCAGAUUCUCACAAACCCUGAGACUCAUGGGAUCUUGCUUGAUAUCGGUAUGCCAAUUAUCCACAAGACCAUCAAGUACAACUGUAGAAUCAUUUCUUUCGAUGGGAAGAUCUUACUAAUUAGACCUAAGUUGCACCUAGCCAACGACGGGAACUACAGAGAGAUGAGAUUCUUCACACCAUGGAAUAGACCUAAGUACUACGAAGAAUUCAGAUUGCCCAAGAGAUUGGGAGGUGGGUACGUUGCCUUUGGGGACUGUAUCAUCAAUACCUUGGAUACAUGCUUCGGGGCUGAGACAUGUGAAGAAUUAUUCACCCCACAGUCUCCUCACAUUGCAAUGGCUUUAGAUGGGGUAGAAAUCUUUACAAACUCUUCAGGUUCUCAUCAUGAACUUAGAAAAUUGGACACUAGAAUGCAACUUAUCACCGAAGCUACAAAGAAGUGUGGGGGUGUCUACUUGUACCUGAAUCAAAAGGGUUGUGAUGGUGAUAGACUCUACUACGAUGGUUGCGCAUGCAUUGUUGUCAAUGGGGAAAUGGUUGCACAGGCAAGUCAAUUUUCUUUGGCAGACGUUGAAGUCAUCACUGCAACCAUUGACUUGGAUGAUGUUAGAGCUUAUCGAAACCAAAAGCUGUCUCAGAUGCAAUCAGUGGAACAGCCCGAGCAGUAUCAUAGUAUUAAAACAGAAAUUGAGUUAUGCCCCACUGAGAGCGUUUUUGAUCCUGAUUUGAAACCGUCAAAUCCUCAGCCAGUCAGGUAUCACUUGCCAGAAGAAGAAAUUGCCUUGGGCCCAGCCUGCUGGUUGUGGGAUUACCUUAGAAGAAGUAAGACCGGUGGAUUUUUCUUGCCAUUGAGUGGAGGAAUUGAUUCCUGUGCUACCGCCGUUCUCGUUCAUCUGAUGUGUCGUCUUGUUGUUAAAUCUUGCGCUGAAGGUGAUCAGCAAGUGAUUAAGGAUGUUCAGUUUGUUUGUCGUCAGGAAUCGGAUUGGAUCCCCAAGACGCCACAAGAAAUCGCUCAAAAUAUAUUUUAUUCAUCGUUCAUGGGCACUGAAAAUUCCUCUUUUGACACUAGAGACAGGGCUAAGAAGUUGGCUAAAGAGAUUGGUUCUUAUCAUAUUGAUAUGAAUAUGGACACCUUGGUCAGUAGUGUUAUUACUGUCUUCGAAGUGGCUACUGGGAAGCGUCCUAUUUUCAAAGUAUUUGGAGGCAGUCAAACUGAAAACUUGGCGCUUCAAAAUAUCCAAGCAAGACUUAGAAUGGUUUUGGCUUACCUUUUCGCUCAAUUGUUGCCUUGGACUCGUAAUAAGACAAGCGGAGGGUUGCUUGUAUUGGGUAGUGCCAAUGUUGACGAGUGUUUGAGAGGUUACUUGACUAAGUACGAUUGCUCCUCUGCUGAUAUCAAUCCAAUUGGUGGAAUCUCCAAAACUGAUUUGAAGAAAUUUAUCGCCUGGGCUGCCAAAAACUUUGAUAUGCCAAUUUUAAUUGACUUCCUUGACGCAACCCCUACCGCCGAAUUGGAACCAAUUACCGAAAAUUACGUUCAAAGUGAUGAAAUUGAUAUGGGUAUGACAUAUGACGAACUCUCUAGGUUUGGAAGAUUACGUAAGGUGGAGAAAUGUGGACCAUUGGCAAUGUUUAUCAAAUUAUAUCAUGAAUGGUCUUUACCACCAUAUAAUUUAACAGCUGAGCAGGUCGCUGAAAAGGUUAAGAGAUUUUGGUUCUUCUACGCCAUUAAUAGACAUAAGAUGACUACAAUGACCCCUGCGUACCAUGCAGAACAAUACUCGCCGGAUGACAACAGAUUCGACUUGAGACCAUUUUUGAUCAACCCAAGAUUUCCAUGGGCUACCAAGAAGAUUGACGAAGUAGUGGCAGUUAUUACUAAAAGAGAAGAAGAGAUUAAGGCAAAUAAUUUGAGUGUUGAGUAG
This is a messenger RNA of Dujonia railenensis, 2139 nucleotides long. NCBI's taxonomy places the organism in Eukaryota, Fungi, Ascomycota, Pichiomycetes, Serinales, Debaryomycetaceae. The record is from the annotation of a GenBank genome assembly.